Messenger RNA from Hydra vulgaris (swiftwater hydra), 1097 nucleotides. The record is from RefSeq and is a predicted model, not a curated record. Lineage: Eukaryota; Metazoa; Cnidaria; Hydrozoa; Anthoathecata; Hydridae.
CCGUAAUUGACAAAUUUUGUAACUUUUUAUGAACCUUGGUUUAUAGAAGAGGGAUUGACUCUUGAUUCCUUUGUUUUGCUUAAUGAAGAAGAUGUUAGAGAACUGGGUUUAAAGAUGGGUGAGCGAAAGUUUUUGAUGUCUUGGAUAAAAUCAAGUGUAAACUCACAAUCUUCAACAGAAUGUUCAUCAAUGAUGGAUUCAAUAUCAGUAUCAACUCCAGCUGCAAAAAUGCUACUACUACCGGCCCAUAAUGUAGUAAAUGUAGAGUCACAGGUUUAUGCACUUGAGGAAAUAUUAUGUAACUAUACAAAGGGAGAAUCUAAUAUAGUUGAAAAGCUAAAACAAGGCAUCUACUACACAAGAUCAAAACGUGUUUUAAUGAUUAAAGUCCUUGGGAAAUAUCUGAUGAAAAAUUGUUUAAUUCAAAAUGAUCCUAGUUCAUAAGAAAUGACAAAUUUGGCAAAGAGUAUUGUCAUGGAAUUUCCAGUUCUUUUUUCCAAAACCACUCUAAAUGGAUAUGAAGAGAUCUACUGUGCAAAGGGUGCCACUGGUUAUCUUGUCCAAUAUGUGCGGCAAAAACGUCACAGAGACCCAUUUAUUAAAAAGCAUUGGACUUGGCGAAAAAAUAGUUUUUUUUUGUUUUUUUUAACAGAAAUCUCAGCUACUUUUUUAUUACCAAGAUAUGUAUGUAUGAUUUUUAAAAAUUUUUGUAGAGUCAGGAUUAGUAAUCCUUUACUAAACAUUGAAGAUGAUGAGCGUCGACUUUAAGAAAGUAGGCCAACGGUAAUAAACCUAUCUGAGUUAGUGCAGCUCAUGCACAACACUAAAGAGAAUAGACGAUCUUGGAUCAAAACUUGCAAUUCUGAUGCCACUAGUAUUUUAAACAGAUUUCUUCUUUUAUUUGAUGUAAACGAGUUGGUAUGCUUUUGUUUUUUCAAUAAGUCCAUAAAUAAAAAAUAUUUUUAAAAAUAUAAUAAAAAAGUAAAUAUAUUAUCAUAUGCAACUUAGUGAAACAAAAUAAAAAUUAUCCUAUAAACAUAUAUUCUACGAAAUAAUUGUCAGGUUAUCCUGAUAUUGUUAGAGUUUAAUAUAAAUAU